Messenger RNA from Gymnogyps californianus (California condor), 4791 nucleotides. It is a transcript of the gene EVC2, whose product is annotated as EvC ciliary complex subunit 2. Gene Ontology annotation, cellular component: ciliary membrane; plasma membrane protein complex. The record is from RefSeq and is a predicted model, not a curated record. Lineage: Eukaryota; Metazoa; Chordata; Aves; Accipitriformes; Cathartidae. Gene Ontology annotation, biological process: smoothened signaling pathway.
GGCUGGGGUUAUUAAAGAUAAUCUGUGGCUUCAAAAAGAGAUGGGAUGUCUGGGAAUGACAGCAAUGCCCUUACCUCUGGUCUUUCAAGCAAGUGAAGCCCCUCACCGGCUCUUGGCUUCUGCAGCCUCAGAUGAUCAGUGGAGCCAUUCGCUGUUUGCUUUGAUACCCUCAUGGACAAAGAAGAUUUUGUUCAAACGAGAGUCUUCUGUUAACCACCAACUGGCUGAAGAUGUGUCUAAUAUGUCAGUGUCUUCUGGAUUUGGAAUAACCCUUCAGAAAUGUGGUGUGGUGGAUGUUGAACAUGACCCUCAAACUGCAUACAUUACACUUCUGAUUAAUAACACCAAUACGCUGCUCUCAACAAACAUUACAGAUCUUAUCCUCCUGGACAAUAUCACUGGUCUGCAUGUUCAAAAAAAUAGUGGUAAUAAGACCACAGAUGGCAUACAGAUUUACAGGAAAAGGUUCUUGCAAGGUGGAGAACACUUUGCGAUCAACUACUCUGCACUUCCUGAUGCAAAAGAAAUGUGGGAUGGCAGGGUCUUGACACUGCCUGUGAAGCUAACUUUCAGGAGUUCAUCACAGAAUAAAACACAUCUCGUAUCAUUGACAGCAUCGUUCACCAUAACUGAAGAAGAAAAGACCAAGAUUUCGUACAGCUAUGCCAUCCAUGCUUCAGGGUUCUUCAUUGCUUUUUUUGUUUCCCUUGUAUUGACAUGUGCUGGUUUUUUCAUUGUUUACCGAACCCAAAUACUAAAAUGGAGUUUCCAUAGUAAAGACCAGGAGAUACGGCAUGAACUCAGUCAAAAUCACAAACUGGAGCAUUCUCCGUUUAAUUCACGUGAUCUCUUUAGUGAAGAUAUAAUUAUGAAUGACCAAAUCAUUGAUAUUCUGUCCUUUGAAGAAUCUGGGAACAUGCUUCAGGCUUUAGAAGACUUGGAGGUUGCCAGCCUGACACGGGCAGAUGCUGAUCUGGAGGCAUAUCGAACGCAGAUAUGUAAGGAAGUGAUUGCUAUGAUGAUGAAGAACAUGGUCUUAAGUCACAGCCUCUUUCCUCAUGUGGAGAAGAGGAUGAGUUCAAUUUUCAAAAAGCAGUUUCUUGCAAUGGAGAAAGAGAUUCAAGAAGAGUAUGAAAGGAAGAUGGUGGCUUUAACAGCUGAAUGUAAUUUGGAAACUAGGAAGAAAAUGGAGGCUCAAUGCCAAAAAGUGAGAGCUGCAAAUGAAGAGGCUGAGGAAUUAAUGAAGAAAAUGAAUGAAAAGCCUGCUGUAGAAUACAGAAGUCUUCUGGAUAGACUUCACAGGCUGGAGCAGGACCACCUGAAGAGGUUGCUUCUGAUAACAAAUGCUACUUUCAAGGGAGAACUGAAGUCAGAAGCAGCUAAAACAUUAGUGGAAGGUUACUCUAAAAUACAGGGAGACAUUGAAGAGCUAAUGGAUUUUUUGCAAGCUAGCAAGAAAUAUCAUCUGCAUAGAAGAUUUGCUUACAGAGAGUAUCUUAUAAGUAAGACACAGUUAAGGGAUUCUCAAGCCUCUACUCUUAUAAAUGCAGCAGCAACCCAGAUAUUAAGUCUCAUUAAUAAGGUGGAAAGAGCAGGUCAUCUACCUGAAAGUCAUUUGGGAGUGCUGCUGGACCGAGCUGAGGCUGAAAUUAAUUCUCUUAAACAGAAAUUCGAUCAUGAUUUAAAACAAGAAAAGCAAAAGCUUCGCCAGAAACUCAUUACCAAGCGAAGGCGGGAAAUGCUACAAAAGCAGAAAGAGCAUCAGAAGGAGCAGCUGUCACUUGGAGACCCCUUCAAAACUACUAAGGAGGUCACUCACUACCUGAGCCACUGGAAAAAUCAUCUGAGUGAUCACACCAUUGAAUUUGAAGAACUUAUUGAAAAGCUUGACAAUGAGGCCAGUGAAGAGCUGAAAGAGCUUCUAUUUAGUCUAACAGAGAAAACUGUUGAAGACCUUAAACGUAUUCAGUAUGGAGUAUUUGUGCAAGAACUGGUAAAGCUCAGUGUGCCAAAGAUGUUCCUGCUGGAAGCUGUGGAGGAGCAUAAAAAAGAGAUGGUUGUUAAACAUGAACAGCUUGAAAGGGAAGAGUGUGACAAGAGUACGGCCGCUGAAGAGCUGCUUCAGCUCACCAGGCAGAAGCUGAGCCAAGAACUGGAAACGAGCCUUUUGGAACAAAAAAAGUUAAGGAGCUGGGAACAAUCAGUAUUCAUGCAACUUCUAAGUUUACCCCUCUCGCUAUCGGAAGAGGAAUUGCUUAGAAUGAGGCAAGAGUUGCACUGCUGCUUCUCUCAGGUGGACAGCAGCUUGGCUUGGCCCAAGAUAAGAGCAAACUUGCUUCAGGCUUUCGAGGUGGAGCGGAGGGAUGCAGAGAUGCUGAAAGUCGAUCAGAAUUUAGCAAUGACCAAUAAACAGCAGCAUUCUAAAAUGAAAAAAACAGGAUCCAGGAAUAGAAAUAAGAUAGAUAUUCUGAAGAAAUCUUUACAGGACAAAAUUUUCAUUUAUGAAGACUCGGUGAAAGAUGAAUAUUUGAAUAAGGUUAAGUACGAGUUGCUGCUUGAGAAACAGUGUCAGCUGCAUGAUCUGGAAAAUAAACUUGGAGAGUAUAUUGCUGCUUUAGCCUUUCAAAAGACUGGUAAAAAAUCCAAAAUGUUGGAGCUGUAUACUGCUAUCAUAAGUGUACAAGCUUUGCUCUUUGAACAACUGAGCACGUCAAAAACCCUGUCAAAAUUGGAAUGUAUUCAGAUUUUAGAAGCACAUAAUCCUGAGAUUGAAGAACUUGACAGGAAGCUGGAGUAUGAGAUGUUGCAUAAGGAGUCAGCUCAGCAGCAGCAUCUAAUGAGUAGGCAGAGGUGGACUCUGGAUGGACUGGGACUUUCAAGUGAAGCUGUGGAAACGAAUGCAGACAGACAGGUGACAGUUCUGCUAAGACAGGCCAUGAAUGGAUGUAGGCAAUUUAUAAAUCUGCACCAGCAAAGCUUGAGAGAUGAACAGUGGAAUUGCGCAGUGCUUGAGGAUCUCCUGGAAAAUAUAGAAAUGGAUGCAUUUUUGGCACUUUAUAGUCAGGAGCUCCGACUGGCAGGUUAUUUAGCUAAACUGACGAGGGCACCGAUGGGGCUGUUGCACAGGAUCCUGAACUUGUUGCUGCCCUCCAGCUCACAAAGUGAGGUUCUUUCUGUCCUCAAUUCCAUCAGUAAAUAUUCAGAUGGUGUUGCUGAAAGUGACAGUAAUACAGAUGAGUCUGGCAGCUGUAAGAAAAGGAAGAGCCAAGAGUUGUGGCAAGCACUGGAGAACAAAGUAAGGCAAGACCUGAUAAACAGAAGUUUGGAAAAGAUGCCUUCUCUAAACAAGAGAAAAGACAGCUUGGUAAAGAAGAAGCAACUUGCCCUCUUGGAAAAAGCAUCAUUCAUUCAUCUUGGAUGUUCGCCUAUGCAUCCUCCUAUGGAACAGUCCGAUCCACCUGUUCCUUUGAACACUGCAACUGCUGAAGCCAUAGAGCUAUUAGACACAGGGGAGAAGGUAUUUUUGUUUCGUGAGCAGAGUGAUCCAGUACUUUCUUUGCAUAAUUCUCCAAGGAAAAAGAAAAAGAACUUUCUUAAUGCCAAAAAGGCUGCUCGUGCAAAUAUGGACUCAUGAGGGCAACUGCCAUUCGAAGUAUCAAUUAGGGAAGAGGAAGUUAUUUAAAAUUCAGUAAAAUAAUGAGAAAGAAUGAAGUGUGCAGUUCAAAUAACACAUGUGUUUCUUUAAUCUCAUUUGUCUGACAUUGUAAAUAGCUGUAAUUUUAGAAUGGCGCAGUUAGCAGUGUGCAUUGUGCAUUUUUUAAUUCUUGUCAGCGUAUGAUGCAGUAGAUGAAAUAUGGGUGUUUUAUGAUGCACAUGCUGGCAGGCAGGACUCGGUGUUCCUUCAGUACAUUUUGAUCAUUUUUGCACUGAUUUUACUGUAGCUGUAUUUUCAUAAUUUAUGUAGAAAGGUUAUUUAUUAUAUAAAGUAAGUACUGAUUUACUAUUCUUGUAUUUAUAUAUUCUUGUAAUAAGCUGCAGUAUAGCAGAUGACAUGAAGAGACGAGGUGGAUGACCCACAAGUCCUCAUUUCUCUGAUGUUCUGUUAUUCUAGCUAAUUUACAGUUUAAUGUCGUGUUCUUAAUAGGCUUUGAAUGUUACUUGUGCAGUCUGUGUUCCACAGGGAUAGCUAGUAGUCCAGAUCUUCAGCACAUACAUACGUACUUAGCCUUGCAUCCUGGAAUAAAUUCAGCUUUUCGCUACGUCAGUUGAACUACGGGUGUGGCUGCAGCUCAAAACUGUGUUAAAUAUUUGCAACCUGUUGCAGUCUUUUUCUUGGUGAACCAGUAUCAUCACACUUGCUCAGUAGAAAAGAGAAAAAUGUAAAAGGGCAUGUAAUACCUUCAAAAGCUUUUUUGAUUGCAAUGCUGCCAACUGUCACAAUUUUAAGUGGGUAUUUUUGAAGUUCUUAUUCCUGGAUUUCUUUAAAUUGAUGAGAAUAUCAUUUUACAUUUUGAAAAGAGUUAAUUUUUAAACCUUUCCAGUUGACAGAAAGAAGUCUGUAAAUAUGAACCCUAAAAAAAGGAACAGGAAAAGGCUAAUUAAAAGAAACACAUAUAUUGUUAAUAUUUCAUGAUAUUCAAGCCUGUUUUGAGGUUUUUUGGAAUGUAUUUGAAUGCUAUGCUCUGAGGCUACUGUGAUCAUAUAUUUUGCAUUUUUUCAUGUAUGGAGUUUCUGUGUCUCUGUAUUAAUAGGGUGCCAAUUUCAUUUUAAAAAUUAAAAUGUUGCAAUGUA